AUGAAACGACUUUCUUAUAGAUUGGAACAAACAAAGAAAGUAAAUGAUUAUGGUCAAAUACAUUUUGCCAAAAAUGAUCGAAAAUCAUGGUAUGUUCGGUUUCCAUUUUUUCUGCCACCAAAAGAUAAAAAAUCUGACAAAUCAAAUGCGCCACAACAAACUAGUUUACAACGUGGUCAAUCAAAUCAGGAAGACUCUGAGGACGACUCGUAUGAAGAACACAUAAAAACAGAAGAUCACGAAAAUGAGAAAGAACGUACAUUAUCACUCAAAUCUGAUCAUAAUGAUGACGGUACGACAGAUCCACAAUCGACUCAGACAAAUAAAAACUCAGCAGCUCAUCAAGUAUGCAAUCUUCCAAAACGUGAAAAAUUGCUUUCUACCAAUAAUAAUGAGGAUGAUGUGGCGGAAAAAAAUACAAUUGUGUUCGAAGCACCAGAAAUUGUUGAUUUUAUGCGUACUGCAUGGAACUUACCGUCGCCUGAAUUAAUUAUAUCGGUAACAGGUGGAGCAAAAUUAUUUGAAAUCAUUUCCCCAAAUGAACAUCAGCAAUUUCAACAAGAUUUGGUACAAGCUGCGACAGCAACAAAUGCUUGGGUAUUCACUGGUGGUACUCAUACAGGCGUAAUGAAAGAAGUGGGUGAUGCAUAUGAUAAAUUCCGUUACAAGAAUACAAAAAAAGCGUCGCAAAUCCCUUACAUUGGUAUUGCUAGCUGGUAUGCAACAACAGAUUAUAAACAACUCAAGCAAAAUCCACCCUUAGAAGAUAAAAAUAAAUCGACACAACUAGCAAUUGAUCAGACACGUUUCAAUAAAAAAAUUAAAAAAAAAGCUGAAGAUCGUGUACGACUUUAUCGAACUCGAAAACCAUCGGACAAAGAAAAACCAGAAACCUAUCCUCUCGAUCAUAAUCACACCCAUUUUCUGCUGUUAGAAGAUGAAUUUGCUUAUCUUAUCCCAAUUGUGCAAAUUCUGGUUCAAGGUGGCCCUUCAUCUAUUCUAACGGUUUGUGAGUCAAUUGGACGAAAAACACCCGUUAUUGUCAUUGAGGGUAGUGGGCGAGCAGCAGAUUUCAUUGCGGAAGAAUACCAAUAUCUAUAUGGUAACGAUGAAAAUCGAUUUCGAAACAAAUACAACAUAGCUAAAGAUAACGAAAAGUUAGCUAAAAAAUACAAACGUUUCAGGAAUUACGUGGUUGGCGGCGACAAAAAGCCAAAACUCGAUGAUGCUAUAAUGAAAGCUCAGUUAAAUGAGGCAUGGUACACAAGUGGUAAAUUCGAUCAAAGAACGCAACUAAGGCUGGCCGUUGCUUGGAACAAAUACGAUCUGGUAACGAAGGAUACUCUGAAAGAUCGGGAUUUGGAUGAUGCUUUGGUAAAUGCACUGCGUCGAUAUUCCGUCAAUUUUGUUGAUAUAUUUAUUGAACGUAAUGCAUCAUUUGAGCGAUUACAACGUCUUUUUAACAUCACUAGUUUUUAUAUAGAUCUGUAUCACAAAGAACGUCAGGAACAACUCCAUCUGCCUGAUGAUUUAUAUAAUAAAAUCUCAUCAUCUGUAUCAUCAAACUCUGGACCACAAUCUGAACAGCACAAACAUACUCAAAAAAAUGAUGGUAUCAUUGGAAAAGAGAUGAAGGAAACUUAUUAUAAAACUUAUCUUGGUAAAAAAUAUGAUCCUUAUAAACCUAAACCCCAAGAGAUAGAUUAUGAUCUUACUCUAGAUGAUGCUUACGGUUUUCUUAAUCAUAAACAUAAAAAAGAUUUCGGUUUUAAUGGGAUGCUCACAUUUUCUUGUAAUGAUGCUAUCCGGCACAACGGUCAUGUUACUAGCAUUUCUAUUAAUUUUUGUGAUUUGCUAAACAUGCCACUCGGAAAUUCACCAUCAAAAGAUCGACCUUCAAUUUUGUUGUAUAUUAUUUCACCAACAAGAGACGAAAACGAAUUUGUUAUUACUCACCAAUAUUCACUGCCGAACGAGAUGAUUACAGAGUUAUUAUCCAGUGAAAGAAAAUCACCAUUUUCUGAUGAAGAUCUUACUGGCAUUCGAACAGUGCAAAUUCAAGAAUCAACUCUUUAUCUUGAAGUUGGUCAGUUCUUAGCAAUUGGCUUCGAUGAAUAUUUUCGUAGACCUUUUCACGUGAAAGGAAGUGAUUCAUAUUAUAUUGAUAUGAAUACAGCUAAUAAUCAGUUGAAAACAGGCGAAGCACAACUAUUUAUUAAACAAUCAAUUUAUUGUGCAGCAUUCAAAUUUACAAUAAAACCAGCAAUAAGUUUUAUACCUGAUCUAUUGUUGUGGUCACUAUUUUCCGAUCGACCGAGUCUGACUACUUGUUUAUGUUCUCAUUCUGAGAACACAAUUGUCGCAACACUCUUAGCGAAUAAAAUCUAUCGAUUUGCUGCUGAAUUAGUGACUGAAGGAGACAAAAUUGAAGAGUAUUUGCAAGAAGCAAAGUAUGAUUUAUUACUUCUUCUAGUAUAA
Molecule: messenger RNA, 2478 nt
Organism: Adineta steineri
Lineage: Eukaryota; Metazoa; Rotifera; Eurotatoria; Adinetida; Adinetidae
Source: the annotation of a GenBank genome assembly